Molecule: messenger RNA, 1245 nt
Organism: Fimicolochytrium jonesii
Lineage: Eukaryota; Fungi; Chytridiomycota; Chytridiomycetes; Spizellomycetales; Powellomycetaceae
Exons: 1
Coding region: 1-1245 (414 amino acids)
Source: RefSeq, a predicted model, not a curated record
AUGGCCACUUCCACCAUCACCAACGCCCCACUCCCCGGCCUCCACUUCCCAGACUUCGGCAAAAAGCCCACCACCUAUCACAGAGACAUUGAAGUCAACUGCACCGACCAGCUCCCCGACAUCCAACGCAAACUAAACCUCACAACAAAGUUGAUCGCCAACCACUACUCCCUUGCCCUCGCAAGCGGCACGCUAACGACGGAAGGCCCAUUCACAGUCGCCCGCACUCACGCGUGGGAAACUAUGGAUGCGUUUGAGCAGGAAAGUUACAUGUUGUUCGAGGCCCGAGGUGUCUUCUUACCCGUCCUGGACCCGAUCAAGUCGUGCGAUUAUGCAGACCCGAAACGAACAAACAAUAAAUGGUCCUACGUCAAAUGCACGCCCGCGCUCAACGCACUCUACGGCCGCACCGACCUGGUCCCGGGCAACACGCUGUAUUUCCAGCGCUUGUACCCGGGGUUGGUCCCCCUCUUGGAAGCCGUGCAAAAGGUAUUGAGCGCAAUCAAAGCAUUGUCGGGCGGGACGGGCGCCGACCACCGCGUGCACGCCGAAUAUCACGCCGUAAAGAGAUUGCACGCGCAAGCGGCGAGACGGUUGACUGACUUGGGAAUGAAAGGGGUGAAGAAGACGGAGAAAGAGGAGGUGAUGAGGCGGGAUGUGGUGGUUGGAAUGGAGUAUUUGUUGGCGAGGAGGCAUGCAGUGGCCGCGGGGAUGGUUUCGGAAAGAAUUCGAACGGCUAUGGCUGCUAAGAAGGCUGCUGCUGGUGCCCCAACCCAAAAGACGACGACGAUGACUGUGGACGUCAGCAAACCUACCCGCGGCAAGGUUCAGAAGACCGGUGUUUUCGAUUCCGCCAUUUCGAAAUUGCCCACUCUGCCUCCGCUGCCGACCAGACGUCUCUCCAGCGUCACUCUCCCAGUCAGCGUACACAUCACACGCGCAGACUUGAUGCCCAACCACCACAUUCGCGAAGAACUAUCCUCACCCGCCCGUGCUUCCCCGAGAAUCCAAAGCAAAGAACGCACCUCGCCUCGAAUCCAAAUCAGAGAACCUUCCCACCCCAUCUACACACCCAACCCGCGCCGCCCUCGCGACGAAUCGUCCCCCUCGCCGGCGGCCCGCAAGCGCGCUAAGGUGAAUAACCCGGUUAUGACAUGUCGGUCUGAAAGCGCGUUUUUCCCGACGGUGCAGUUGGAGGAUGAAGAGGAUCUGGAGUAUCUGAUGAAUUUCGAGCUGAUGAACUGA